AUUGGCCGCGCGAGCCCGCCGCCGCCGCCACCGCCGCCGCCGCCGCUGCCCCGCCGCCGCCCCGCCGCCGACGACAGAGGCCCACACGCACCACGAGACGCGAGCGGCUAGCAGUGUGAGAGAGUACAGACAACAUCAUGGGGAAGAACGACUGCUGCUGCGGAAAGUACAAUGCCCGGGAGGGCACCAAGUUCAUCGCCAUCGCAUCGAGCAUUCUGUCGGCCCUCUCCAUAGCUGGAUGCAUUUGGGAACUCAUGAAGCUGAUGAGGGCUCAAUCGGAAAUUGAGCGUCUGAUCGGCUCCCUGGAGAAUCUGGGCAACACCCUGCAGCAGAUGGGCGGAGAGUUCACGUCCAACACCAACUCACGCCAAACCGCCAGCGAUGCUUUCUACCAGAGGAAGCUCAUGGUUGGAGUGUGUCUCGGAGUCGUUGUCGUCAGCCUGCUUACCGCCAUUGCUCUGUUCUUCGCCGCCAAAAAGAACAACCGCUACCUCGCCCUGCCCUACAUGAUCUGGACCAUCAUCCUUCAGAUCGUCUACGGCAUCGGCAUUGCCGGCUUGAUCUUCCUGCUGGUUGUUGGCGACUGGAAUAACAGCGAGAACGAUAUCAUCCAGACUAUCGUCGCUCCACUGGUGGGCGCAAUCAUCACCUUUGUUCUCAACACAUGGUGGCUGAUUGUGGUAUUCAACUUCUACAAUCUGCACAGGGAUGGCCAGGCUUUCGACAGUAUUCCCAUGCAGACCGCCUAAGAGGGAUGAAGGUUUUGCGAGAGCUGCGGAGAAGUCAAAUGGUAAAGGAGAAAAGAUGAGGCAGCACCGGGAGGAAUGAAGUCAAAGCGUGCGAGAUCUGAGGAUGAUGAGUGGAGGUUGAGUCGAGACAUACGAGACACAAGAUCAGAUCUCGCAGGUCUGAGAAGUGGCCGUGGGACUGUGAGCCUGCAGGGUGGGAACGGGGGGGGGGGGGGCCGUUCAGAGAAGCUGAUUUGCGGCACUGUCAGGAUUCUGUUUUUGUUUGUGGGUAAGUUUCACACGCACUGAGGUCAGUCCUUUGCGCAUCUAGGAUUGUGAUUUUGGGCGUUGAAUUUCAAAGAUUGUGGACCGAGGAUAUUGGUGUGGCUAAACCCAGGAAGUUUGUCUGGUUAUGUGGCUGUCGUCUCUAUAUCGUCAGGCAGUAGCCGCUCGACUGAAAUCCGUGACGUCUCGUAGGACGUCGCGUAAGCCAGCUAACGCGCCAUUGCUGUAGGGAAUCUCGGCGUGCGAAAACUGCUAGCUUUUCCUCUCUGUAUAGAUAAGAUUUGAGCUCGUAGUGCGACUGAAUGGUGAGCGAUGUUGCAUUGUGAACCUUAGGCAUGCUAUCUUUCGCCACGCCUGGGGGUUGACCGCACAGACAGCCAUGCGAUUCUUACACAGUGCGCUUACUGUGAGCGCAGGUAGCAUUAGUCAGGUGAGCUUGCCGUUUUGGGGUCGGCACCGCCGUUUGACAUUUCGCUCGGCAGAUGGCGCCACCUCGGACCGAGCCUGAACCGUUUGUGAGCAAUGAGCAUUUCAGCUCAGCUGUCACUGACAGGUCAUCUGCUACUGUCAGCUGAUUAUCGCCAGAAUCUCUCAGCGACCGCACUUUUCGUAAUGCAACACGUUUUCGCUAGCAAGAAGCGCACCUGUCUUUUGAUAUUAUUUUGCCACCCUUGGCACACGUGUAGCUGCUGCAUUUUAUCACAGGCCUGCACUUGUACUUCUGUUUUAGUUGAUUGCCAGACCUAUCCACCAGUCAACUGCUAUGCAGUUGCUAGACUACACGCAUCGUCGGUUGCGUUUACAAGCUUUGACACAAUCGUUAGAUAAGGAGUACUUACACAUAUUCGCCGCGUACACGCUUCUAGAGUCUCUUACAUCAUCUUACUGAUACCACACUACCAGCCUCUCUAUACGCGUGCGCGUAUUGUGCCAGACCCCAAGGGAUCCCACAGAUCCCCAAAGGGUUCGGCGUGGUGUCACAACCAAUCUCAUCUCGCUUUGACUAUCGAUCGGCCGGGUCUCUCCCAUAUGUCGUGUCUCUCGGUGUAUUCAUGUCGUACGUCCGUCUCGGUGUGUGUGUUGCGGUGUACCUAUCGCGAAACGGUGAGCCAUUUCGGAGUGCUUUGUAAUGUCGAGCGCGACUUUUCGGCCCUCGUGUCUGUAUGUGGCGUAUUUGGUCCCCCUCCACCUUUGGAGGGAGUUGAUCAAGAAGUUGAUGUCACUCGGCUGACAGGGAUGUCACUCGAAAGAUGCGCUAUGUAUGGCCUUGAAUGUGCUUCUCUCGCGACACUCCGUCAACGCUUUGACAAAACAAUCACGUGCCUUUGUUAAAAUUCGUCCAUCGUUCAAAGUAACUACAAAGCUGGGAUGUUGUAUCGCUUGAUGCUAAUGCCUGCCUUUUUGAGCCUUGCUAGCUUCUCUCGUACGCGGGUAUAUGUGUACAAGAUCUGUCAUCAAAAUGUUUAAUGAUAUUCAAGACAGGCCUUUUCAAAGUAGUUGUAUUGGCAACGUCAACAUUGGGCAUUUUUGGUGUCAUUAAAUAAAUGAAACGUAAAA
Molecule: messenger RNA, 2570 nt
Organism: Amphibalanus amphitrite
Lineage: Eukaryota; Metazoa; Arthropoda; Thecostraca; Balanomorpha; Balanidae
Exons: 4
Coding region: 138-749 (203 amino acids)
Source: RefSeq, a predicted model, not a curated record